Gymnodraco acuticeps is the source of this 1929-nucleotide messenger RNA. Its product is annotated as T-cell surface antigen CD2. NCBI's taxonomy places the organism in Eukaryota, Metazoa, Chordata, Actinopteri, Perciformes, Bathydraconidae. The transcript is spliced from 9 exons. The coding region runs from base 19 to 1128 and encodes 369 amino acids. The record is from RefSeq and is a predicted model, not a curated record.
UAACUCAAACAUAUCCAGAUGAUGAUGAAGAUGGCGAUGAAGAUGUCUGCUGCCUCCGUCUCUCUGCUCCUGCUCUGCUGCUACGCCUUCUCCUCCACAGAUUCCCAGGAUACGUGUGACAUAUACGCUGCGACGGGCGACAACGUCAAUGUGCCUCUGGGGCCGAACCACACACUGAACGACUUAGAGCGCUUGAAAUGGACGUACAACAACGAUCUGAUUAUAUUUAAUUGGAUUAACAAAAAAAUGGUCCAAGGGAAAAAGGAAGACAUUCAUGAAAACGGAUCCUUGUGGCUGAAGAGUGUGACGGUGAGCAACAACGGGGCGUACAAGCCUGUGGUUCAUACAGCUGGAAAUAAAAUUGGAAAGGAAUUGAAAACCACAAGUUUAUGUGUAUUGGACCGCGUCCCGAAGCCUUCAGUGAGCGUUGAAUGUAAAAAAAACUCCGUCAUAUUUACCUGCAAAUUCUCUAAGCAUUCCAGUGACACGGUGGAGUGGCUAAACAACGACAAGGUGGAGGCAAAGUACAAAGGUGAAUGGAAAGUGACUAAAGAAGCCAAACAGAUGCAGUCAGACUCCUUCAGGUGCAGCGUCUCCACCCGACUCGGCGUGAUGAAGAGCGACGCUGUGACGCAGAACUGCGACAAGGGCGAGAAGAGCUUUUGGAUGGGGCAAAUACAUAUAUUAGGAACAAAUAUUUAUAUCUGGAUUAUCGUGGCCUGUGGAGGAGGACUUGUCCUGUUGCUGAUAAUCCUGGUGAUCAUUUGCUGCGUCUGCACCAAAUGGAAGAACCGCAGGCGACGGCAAGAGAUGCGUUUGGAGUGGACCAAAAAAGAUCUGCAUAACCAUCAACAUGCACAGACUCCCCCCCACGACCAUCCUCUUCUUCCUCCUCCUCAUCAUCAUCCUCCUCCUCAGCAACAGCAGCAGCCGGCGGGACACACGGGGCCCCGGAAGCAUCGCUCCAAACGAGACCCCCAGCAGAAACCCAGAGUCCCUGAAGGACAUCCGGAGCCCAGCCCCCGCAGAGCCGCUCAGGUGCCCAGACCAGCUGAGGCAGUGGAUGAAGAGCAGCCUCCUCCUCUUCCUCAGCCCCGGAAGAAAGGUCCCAGAGCUCAGAGGGUGUGACAUCACUCCUCUUCUACAGAGGUGUAUCAGGGCCGUGUCGAUCAUGGAAAUGAACAUUAUUCUAAAGAUUCAAAUGACCUUUUUCCAAAAUUAAAACGGUCAUUUUACAGGAAACUGACAAUUUUGCGAGAAAAACACUUUGAUAUUCUCUGUGAAUAAAAUCAGACAUUUUCAGAUAAAGAAACGUUAAAGUGUAAAAGUUGUGGGAUUUCGUCCAGAAUCCACCGGUGGCCACGCGUCAGAAUAAUCAAUGAGAAAAAGUUAAUUUUCCACAUAUUUUUGGUACAUUUGUGACUCUCUUUUUAAAAUAUAUUUGUAAUGAAUACUCCACUUCUGAGAGGUGUACCUCUAAAAGUUACCUGCUGGCUCUGUCACUUGUUGUUUACCUAUUAUGCCAGACAGACAAGUAAAUAUAGAAAAUAUUUGUAUUUUAAGUGCCAGAUAAUAUCACUGCAGUAUUUUUAUAUAUAUUUUGUCAAAACUCUUGAAUACAGUUCUUUAUUUAUGUGUCUGUAAAUUGAUUAAUAAAAUAAAUCUGGGCGGCAUAGAAAUCACAGACGGCUAAUAUGUCAACUUUAAUUAUGAAGGAUUGCUUAUCGAGCAGGGUUGACUUGAUCUUAACAAUGUAAAUACAGUAAUGUCCUCCAUGUGUUUAUAUGCAGAAAAGGAACCAUACCAUAUGUUUUAUUUAUCUGUGAAACCACCAUGCAAUGUCAGAAGCAUAUAUUUUAUACUCUGCUUUUUAAUGUACAAAUGUUGAUUUAAACCGGAUGCAAAAUAAAUGGUGUCAAUUCAAUCCAG